ACCGUUCAGGUGCAGUGGACCCCUCUCUGGUCUCGUACGUCACUUCCUUUUAGUGUGAGUCUGCGGGGCCGCUGUACUGUCUGGCUGGGACGGAGGGCUUCAGUGCUAACCUUAUUAAACUCCAAAGAGGCGUUUUCUUUUCUCCUGGAUUGUUCUUUUUAAUUACUUGUCAUCGCAUUUACCUGCCCGGCACUUCGCACCUUAGUGGAAUCUGUUCCCUGGUCUGUUCACACACGUUUCAACAGAGCACUGCAGCAGCGACUUGAGCAAGCACGCCGCCGCUACCGCUGUUGUUGUCAGAGAAGAAAACAAGCUCGGCGAGCAGUCCGCUAAGCUGUGUGAUCAUUGACAGAGUUCAAUACACACACGCUUCCAGUGAUAUCUGAGGGUAGCUCUGCGAUAGCGUAGCUCCGAGCCUUUUCAAAGAAGCGACGGCUGGGACUUCUUCGUUGUCACUCAAGCCGAGGUAUUUCUUUCUUUUUUUGUUGUUGUUAUCUGAGCCACAGUGAGGCACUUGACCAAUAAGAACAGCUUGCACAAUUUCCACCAACCUGUCUGCAGCCCCCUCCCUACCCAGACAGUCUUCUGCCCCAGCAUGAAUGAAGUCAGUGUUGUGAGAGAGGGAUGGCUCCACAAGAGAGGUGAAUAUAUUAAAACAUGGCGUCCUCGUUACUUCAUCUUAAAGAGCAAUGGCUCCUUCAUUGGCUACAAAGAGAAGCCUGAGGUGUCCAGUGACCACAACCUCCCACCACUCAACAACUUCUCUGUCGCAGAGUGCCAGCUGAUGAAGACGGAGCGCCCCAAGCCCAACACGUUUGUCAUUCGGUGUCUGCAGUGGACCUCCGUUAUUGAGCGGACUUUCCAUGUAGACAGCAAUGAGGAGAGGGAGGAAUGGAUGCGAUCGAUCCAGGCGGUAGCAAACAGCCUGAAGAGUCAGCAGCAGGAUGAGGAGCCCAUGGAGAUCAAAUUUGGCUCCCCGAGUGACAGCAGUGGCAUGGAGGACAUGGAGAUUGCUGUGUCCAAAUCCCACACAAAAGUGACUAUGAGUGACUUUGACUACCUGAAGCUUCUGGGCAAAGGGACAUUUGGUAAAGUGAUCCUGGUGAAGGAGAAGGCCACAGGGAUGUACUAUGCCAUGAAAAUCCUGCGCAAAGAAGUUAUCAUUGCUAAAGAUGAGGUGGCACACACAGUUACAGAAAGCCGAGUUCUCCAAAACACACGGCAUCCUUUUCUAACGACACUAAAAUAUGCAUUUCAAACACACGACCGGCUAUGCUUUGUGAUGGAGUAUGCAAAUGGAGGAGAACUCUUCUUUCACUUAUCCCGGGACAGAGUAUUCACAGAAGACAGGGCUCGAUUCUAUGGUGCAGAAAUAGUGUCAGCACUGGAGUACCUUCAUUCACGCAAUGUAGUUUACAGGGACCUGAAGCUGGAGAACCUCAUGUUAGACAAGGACGGCCACAUAAAGAUAACAGACUUCGGCUUGUGUAAAGAAGGGAUCACAGACGGCGCCACCAUGAAAACCUUCUGUGGAACCCCGGAGUACUUGGCACCAGAGGUGCUGGAGGACAACGAUUAUGGUCGAGCAGUGGACUGGUGGGGAUUGGGUGUAGUGAUGUAUGAGAUGAUGUGUGGCCGAUUGCCUUUUUACAACCAGGACCAUGAGCGCCUCUUUGAGCUUAUCCUAAUGGAGGAGAUCCGCUUCCCCAAGAACCUGGCUCCUGAGGCCAAGGCCCUGCUGGCAGGCCUGCUUAAAAAAGAUCCCAAACAGAGGCUCGGAGGUGGUCCAGACGAUGCCAAAGAAGUGAUGAGCCACAAGUUCUUCACCUCCAUUAACUGGCAGGAUGUCAUUGACAAAAAGCUUAUUCCACCCUUCAAGCCACACGUAACGUCUGAGACGGACACGCGCUACUUUGACGACGAGUUCACAGCACAAUCUAUUACAAUAACUCCUCCAGACAAGUAUGACAGUUUAGACGUAGAGGAUUCAGAUCAGCGUACUCACUUCCCUCAGUUCUCCUACUCUGCCAGCAUACGGGAAUGAUCCCUCAGACUUUUGAAUGAGCAGGCAGGCUGACACACGAUCACAAUCCCACAUACACACUUGCACUGCUGAGGAAAUUUGAACGACACCAACAAUUUAAAAAAAAAAUAAAUAAAGGAAAAAGAAAGUGGCACAAGA
Messenger RNA from Pundamilia nyererei, 2182 nucleotides. It is a transcript of the gene akt2, whose product is annotated as v-akt murine thymoma viral oncogene homolog 2. The record is from RefSeq and is a predicted model, not a curated record. Bases 596 to 2044 code for a protein of 482 amino acids. NCBI's taxonomy places the organism in Eukaryota, Metazoa, Chordata, Actinopteri, Cichliformes, Cichlidae. The transcript is spliced from 14 exons. Gene Ontology annotation, molecular function: ATP binding; protein serine/threonine kinase activity. Gene Ontology annotation, biological process: protein phosphorylation.